AUGGCAGAUUCAUUCUUCCGAGACCUCAUUGAUGAAUGGGAUAACGACGAGGACACUGCUCUUCCAAUCCUCGAUGACAAGAAGCUACACCAUUACGCGGACCGCGUUCUUGACCAGCAUUUUCACGAAGGUCAUCUCACUUACUCCACGUCUAUUGAUCGAUAUCUCCAGUACCUUGCUGAGAAUGAACUGGACAACUCGCCUGAAGUCUUUAGGGAGUCACUUCAUGACCAUAUCAACCUAUACUGGCGUGGACGUGGUGAACAGGUCAUUGCACUAGGAGAAUUGGCUGUGGAUGAGGACGAAGUUGACACAUCCUCAACUGUGUUUGAUAUUGGUGAGAGUACAAUUUCGAAUGCAGUCCUACCAAGCUCAGAGCUUGGGUCUGAGUACUCUGGACAGUGUCCAUCCUCAGAUCUGACUAUGACCGACUCUUCCAGUGUGAAGGAGAGUUCUGCUAUGGACAUUGAACCGCAGAACAGCAACAAGUUUGAGAGUGUCCGUCGAUCACUGGACAACAAGCUGUGCAGCUGUGGUGGAAUUCGCAAAGUAUUUCGCAGGUUUGCCUCACCAGAUCAGGCUCAGCUUGUUCAUUCCAUCCUUCUUUCUGAGCACCAUCAUCUUGUGGAUCCUCUGGUGGUUUACAACAAUGAAAUGUUCAGAAUGAGUGUGGACAAGUUUGAAGGAUUAUGUUCCAAAGAAGCGAAGAAGACUCACCUGAAACUCUACCGGGCUCCACUGCGAUUUGUCCCUGCUCCAACUUCAGGAGCGCAGGCUACCGCUCCUCUUCCUGUUGACGCCUACUUUCUUGGAAUCUGGAUGGGAGAUGGCACAGCUACAGCUGCAGAGGUUGCAUCUUCAGAUCGUGAAACUGAAGUCUGGCUGCAUGAAUUGAUCAUGGAAGCUGGAGAACAAGACCGUCUUGCUUUCAUUGCUGGUCUAGUGGAGAGUGAUGGUUGCUAUGUUAAGAGUCAUAAUGCUUACAGAGUGAUCCAGAUGGGAGAUGACCACAAGAAGAUUAUUUAUGAUCUGAAGGAUUUAGCUCUGUCUUGCGGGAUUGCUGUUACUGGGGUUGAUAUUCAGGACAAUUCUGUGUCUGGACAAAGCUUUCGCCGCCAGGAUGGUACCUUUCCUAAGACGUAUAUUGUAUAUCUCGGAAAAGGCUCAGAAAAAUUCCAACACCACCUCAAGAUUCCCCGAAAGCGGAUGACAUUCACUCGAGAGUACUACAACCAGGAUUGUCGCCCCAUCAGAUCGAUUGAGCAUGUCACAGGUUCCUACCGUGGAAUUGAAGUCUCAGGUCACGAAUUCCAGCUAGAGAAUCGCACUAUGGUCAGCAACUGCCAUCUCAACACAUGCCCAGUCGGUAUCGCUACCCAGGACCCCGAGCUCAGGAAGAAGUUCACCGGUACACCCGAGCACGUGAUCAACUUCUUCUACUAUAUUGCCAACGAGCUCCGUGCGAUCAUGGCAAAGCUUGGUUUCCGUACCAUCAACGACAUGGUCGGCCACUGCGAGGUCUUACGUGUUCGUGAUGACCUUCGCACUGCAAAGACUGAGAACAUUGAUCUGUCCUUGAUCCUGACACCAGCACACACUCUUCGCCCUGGUGUUGCCACCUUCAACGUUCGCAAGCAGGACCAUCGUCUUCACGUGCGCCUUGACAACAAGCUCAUUGCAGAGUCUGAGCUCGCUCUUGAGAAGGGUCUCCCUGCUCGCAUCGAAUGCGAUGUCAUCAACACCGACCGUGCUCUUGGAGCCACUCUCUCCUACCAGAUCAGCAAGCGCUACGGCGAGGCUGGUUUGCCACAAGACACGAUUCACGUGAACAUUCGUGGAUCUGCUGGUCAGUCCUUUGGAGCUUAUCUCGCACCUGGUAUUACCCUGGAGCUUGAGGGUGAUUCCAACGAUUAUGUCGGCAAAGGUCUGUCUGGUGGCCGUCUGAUUGUUUACCCACCCAGAAAUGCCGUCUACCGCGCUGAAGAGAACGUUCUCAUUGGCAACGUAUGUCUGUAUGGAGCCACGAGCGGCACUUGCUUCUUCCGCGGUAUCGCUGCUGAACGUUUCUGCGUUCGUAACUCCGGUGCUACCGCCGUCGUUGAGGGUGUCGGUGACCACGCCUGCGAAUACAUGACUGGAGGUCGUGUUCUCGUCCUCGGCUCCACUGGGCGCAACUUUGCUGCCGGUAUGUCCGGUGGUAUCGCUUACGUCCUUGACAUUCACCAGGACUUCGAGCAGAAAGUCAACCAGGAGAUGGUCGAACUCUCUGGCAUUGAGGAGCCUGAGGAGAUUGCAUUCCUUCGCGGCCUGAUUGAGGAUCAUCACCACUAUACUGGCUCUGAGCUGGCUGCUCGUAUUCUCCUCGACUUCACCCGCGCACUGCCUCGCUUCGUGAAAGUCAUGCCUGUCGACUACAAGCGCGUACUGUUGGAGGAGAAGGCCAAGGCUGCUGAGAAGAAGAAGUCUGAGUACCCUCUACCCCUCCUCGCUGGCAACCCUGUUCGCACUGCGCACGAGGACUCUCGCAAGGCCGAACACGAGCACGAAGCCAAGGAGAAGAAGAAGAGCGACCUGCUCGACAUCGAAGAGAGUGUCACAGACGCAAAGGCCGAGAAGAAGAAGGCACUUGUCUUGGACAAGACCCGCGGUUUCAUGAAGUAUCAACGCCGAUCCGAGAAGUACCGCAACCCCAAGACACGUACUCGUGAUUGGCAAGAGCUGUCGCAGCGUCUCAACGAGGACGAGCUGAAGUACCAAUCCGCCCGUUGCAUGGACUGUGGUGUUCCCUUCUGCCAGUCCGAUACAGGUUGCCCUAUCAGUAACAUUAUCCCUAAGUGGAACGAGCUUGUUUUCCAGGGCCAAUGGCGCGAUGCUCUCAACCGACUACUUAUGACUAACAACUUCCCUGAAUUCACUGGUCGUGUCUGCCCUGCUCCUUGCGAGGGUGCUUGCGUUCUCGGAAUCAACGAGGACCCCGUUGGAAUCAAGUCCAUCGAGUGCGCCAUCAUCGACCGUGGAUUCGAAAUGGGCUGGAUGGUUCCAUCGCCGCCCCAGAACCGUUCCGGAAAGACCGUCGCCAUCAUCGGUUCCGGCCCUGCUGGUCUGGCUUGCGCAGAUCAGCUCAAUAAGGCUGGCCACACUGUGACCGUCUACGAGCGUGCCGACCGUGUCGGUGGUUUGCUCAUGUAUGGUAUUCCAAACAUGAAGCUCGACAAGAAGGUUGUCCAGCGCCGUGUUGACUUCCUUGCAUCAGAGGGCGUCACUUUCAAGACUGGUGUUACUGUCGGCGAGGAAGGUCAAGUUACCCUCGACUCCCUUCGUGGCGAGUUCGACGCGGUUGUGUUCGCAACUGGUGCUACCGUAGCUCGUGACUUGCCCAUUCCCAACCGCAACUUGGACGGCAUUCACUACGCCAUGCAGUUCCUGCACAAGAACACCAAGUCGCUCCUCGACUCCGAAUUGGCUGAUGAUGCCUACAUCUCUGCCAAGGACAAGCACGUCGUUGUCAUUGGAGGUGGUGACACGGGUAACGACUGCAUCGGUACUUCCGUCCGCCACGGUGCCAAGUCUGUUGUCAACUUCGAGCUGCUGCCUCAGCCUCCGCCAGAGCGUGCCCGCGACAAUCCAUGGCCACAGUGGCCCCGUAUCUUCCGUACCGACUAUGGUCACAACGAAGUCAAGACCCACAUGGGCAAGGACCCGCGCGAGUACUGCGUCAUGUCCAAGGACUUUGUUGACGAUGGCAACGGCAAGGUCAAGGGUAUUAACACCGUCCGUGUUGAGUGGACCAAGUCCGCCAGUGGCGGCUGGGACAUGAAGCACGUCGAGGGCAGCGAGCAAUUUUUCCCCGCAGACAUCGUGCUGCUCUCCAUGGGCUUUUUGGGACCCGAGCAACGUGUCAUGAACGACGCGAUCGAGCUUGACCCACGCAAGAACAUCAAGACUCCUCCUGGCAAGUACAACACCAACCUGCCCGGUGUCUUCGCCGCUGGUGAUUGCCGUCGCGGUCAGUCACUCAUCGUCUGGGGCAUCAACGAGGGUCGCCAGUGUGCUCGCGAGGUUGAUACAUUCCUUACUGGCUACGCCACUCAACUGCCCGUCACUGGUGGUAUCGUCAAGGCCACUCCCCUGCAACUGGGCAAGAACAGCGGCGCUGCUAUUCCUGUGGCUGCUUAGACCAUUUGUACGACUAUAAUGUGUAACGAAAGAAAAAGGCCACGAAAAGACGGGUCACAAUUCGGGGGUUUUCGGGCCACAGAUGUAUGAUGUGGGUUGGAGUUGGCAUUGGGAAUCUUUAUCGCAUAUUUUCCUCUCGUUUUGCCUGCAAGAUACCUCUUUCAAGUUUGUGGAGUCAUCUGGGCGGCAUUUGCAUUGUACUAUGUUUUACAAGAUUUUCGCACCAAUUUGUGUAUAUAAGCGAAUUGAAUUUGAUUGUUACGUUUGAAA
Parastagonospora nodorum SN15 is the source of this 4446-nucleotide messenger RNA. RefSeq lists its product as hypothetical. The transcript has 4 exons. Gene Ontology annotation, molecular function: oxidoreductase activity, acting on the CH-NH2 group of donors, NAD or NADP as acceptor; glutamate synthase activity; endonuclease activity. The coding region runs from base 1 to 4176 and encodes 1391 amino acids. Lineage: Eukaryota; Fungi; Ascomycota; Dothideomycetes; Pleosporales; Phaeosphaeriaceae. The record is from RefSeq and is a predicted model, not a curated record.